Molecule: messenger RNA, 2146 nt
Organism: Hevea brasiliensis (rubber tree)
Lineage: Eukaryota; Viridiplantae; Streptophyta; Magnoliopsida; Malpighiales; Euphorbiaceae
Product: EH domain-containing protein 1
Exons: 16
Coding region: 123-1844 (573 amino acids)
Biological process (GO): endosomal transport; endocytosis
Cellular component (GO): plasma membrane; cytoplasm; intracellular membrane-bounded organelle
Molecular function (GO): GTP binding; protein binding; calcium ion binding
Source: RefSeq, a predicted model, not a curated record
UGAAUUGAAGCAAACAUCCUCUCAGAGAAACAGAAGAGAGGAAAGUGUUCUUUUUAAGUUUUUAAUUUUCACAAAAAAAAAAAAAAUACCGAAGUUAAGAUUUAUCUAAACAGAAAUUCAAAAUGGUAAAACCAAAAAACCAAGGGAUUUGCUCCUCCUUAUCGCAAACCUAUGCGAUUAUGGAAAUAUCUACGGGACCAAUCGUCUCUUGCUCAAAGGAGAACCAGAAGAUCUACCUUGAGUGGUUUAACUUCGCUGACUCAGAUGGGGAUGGUCGAAUCACUGCCAGUGAAGCUAUAAAAAUCUUUGGCUUGUCUAAUUUAUCCCGACAGGAUCUUCAGCAGGUGUGGGCGAUUGCAGAUUCUAAGCGACAGGGAUAUCUUGGUUUCAAUGAGUUCAUCAGUGCUAUGCAGUUAAUUUCCUUGGGACAAUCUGGACAUGGAAUAACAAAUGAUAUCUUAAAUAGCAAAGUUGACUUUGAAAAUUUGAAGCCUCCGUCCAUGGAAGGUCUGGAUACCCUGAUCGCAAAGAAAAAGAGUUCUUCAAAAUCAAGUGAACCUGAUAUGAAUGGUAGUCUUCAAGUGCUAACAUCGCCUUUAGUCAGUUGGUUUUCUUCAAUAUCAUCAAAAAAGGUGCCUCUAUACACUGUUACAUCCAUCAUUGAUGGCUUGAAGAGGUUGUACAUUCAGAAGCUGAAGCCAUUAGAAGUUACUUAUCAUUUUAAUGAUUUUGUAUCUCCGCUGUUGACAAACAGUGAUUUUGAUGCCAAACCAAUGGUUAUGCUAUUGGGUCAAUAUUCCACUGGAAAAACAACAUUCAUCAAACAUUUACUUAAAAGAGGUUAUCCAGGAGCUCAUAUUGGACCUGAGCCAACAACUGACAGAUUUGUUGUUAUUAUGUCUGGUACUGAUGAAAGGAGUAUACCGGGCAACACGGUGGCAGUCCAAACAGAUUUGCCCUUUAAUGGACUCGCAACUUUUGGAAAUGCAUUUUUGUCAAAAUUGGAAUGUUCUCAAAUGCCUCAUCCUUUGCUGGAGCAUAUUACAUUUGUGGACACACCUGGAGUUUUAUCAGGGGAAAAGCAACGAACACAACGUGCUUAUGAUUUUACCGGUGUAACUUCAUGGUUUGCUGCAAAGUGUGAUCUCAUUCUGCUUCUGUUUGAUCCUCACAAACUUGAUGUCAGUGAUGAGUUCAAGCGUGUGAUAUCAUCUUUACGUGGUCAUGAUGAUAAGAUUCGUGUAGUUCUCAACAGGGCAGACCAAGUUGAUACUCAACAAUUAAUGAGGGUUUAUGGUGCGCUAAUGUGGUCGCUUGGGAAAAUUCUAAAUACUCCUGAAGUUGUGCGUGUUUAUCUUGGCUCAUUCAAUGAUAAACCAGUAAAUGAAGCUGCCGUUGGUCCAACUGGGAAAGAAUUUUUUGAGAAAGAACAGGAUGACCUUCUGUCUGAUCUAAAAGAUAUACCAAAGAAGGCUUGUGAUCGCCGAAUCAACGAAUUUGUGAAACGAGCUAGAGCUGCCAAGAUACAUGCUUAUAUUAUUAGUCAUCUUAAAAAGGAGAUGCCAGCCAUUAUGGGCAAAGCAAAGGCUCAACAGCGACUUAUUGAUAAUUUGGCAGAUGAGUUUGGAAAGGUUCAAAGGAAGUUCCAUUUACCUCCAGGUGAUUUCCCAAAUGUUGAGCACUUCAGAUCUGUUUUGAGUUGUUACAACAUUGACAAAUUUGAAAAGUUAAAGCCUAGAAUGAUACAAGCUGUUGAUUACAUGCUUCGUUACGACAUCCCAGAGCUCUUGAAAAACUUCAGAAAUCCCUACUUCUUGGUGACGACUAAGAGAUCAAGGUUGUAGCAGUUUAUAACGGAUGAAAUUUAGAUCAAAACUAGAUGGAAUUUGAAUCUCUGUUGCAUCUUAUAGGAGCAUUGCACAGUUUAAAACUUCCCCAUUACAUAUAGGUGUACAUUGAUUUGGGUUGUCCUAACGCUUAAAUGCAACGAUUUAUGGGAAAUUAUAUAAUCGAUUUGGGUGCUUGAGUCUUGAUUUACUCGUGCUUUAACUAUAAUGUGAAUUGGAGAUGAUAGGGUCAUUUAUAUUGUCCUAACUUUUUGUAAUUUCUCUAAUUUUUAUUUCAUCAUUUUUUUUUCCUGUUGGAA